CGGCUUCGAGGGCGAGAAAAUCGUGCACGCCAAAACCAGCGAAUGGGACUUGGUAACGAAUUAUGACAAGAAAAUCGAGGAGGCGUUGAUCGAACAAUUAAAAAAAAGAUUUCCCGAUCAUGACGCGUAAAACGAGAGAUUUUUCGAAGUAAAUUCCACAGUUACCAGGUUAAUAAAGACUCCAAUAUGGGUGCGAUUCGCAGAUUCAUGGGAGAGGAGAGUAGCGCCGAAGCAGGGGGCAAAGGCGAAUUAACAGACAAGCCAACCUGGGUCAUAGAUCCUAUCGACGGAACGCUAAAUUACGUGAAUUCGUUUCCGUAUACCUGCAUCUCCGUAGGUUUAGUGAUUUGCAAAGAAAUCGUGGCUGGGAUUGUUUAUAAUCCACUAAACUCGGAGCUGUACACCGCGGUCAAGGGAGAGGGGGCGUUUUUGAAUGGGAAACCAAUCAAAACUUCUGACGUCACUGAGCUGAAAAAGGCUUUAAUUGAACUCGAACUGUUCUCAAUGAGGAGUUUAUGGAAGAACCGGGAUAUUAAACUUGGUAGAUUCGAAGCCAUACUUGAGAGUACUCGAGGAAUUAGGUAUAUGGGAUCAGCUGCUCUGGCGUUGGCAUACGUAGCGAAAGGUGCAUUGGAUUGCUUUCAAAUGGACGUUCUUCAACCUUGGGACGUUGCGGCAGGUGUGUUGAUAAUUCGCGAAGCUGGUGGCACGGUAAUCAACACAAAAGGUGGUGAAUUCGAUUUAAUGAAACCAAACGUGAUUGCGACUGCGAAUGAAAAACUGGCGACAGAACUGAAGCAGCUCAUCGCGGAUACCGAUUUAAAAACACUACGGAAGAGAUUAACAAGAUCUUGAUAUUUAUGCUUGAUGAUUCUAUGUUCCGAUACUUGGAACGGGAUUCUUGUACAAUCGCAGACUUCGUCCUGUACUUAUAGAAUGAAUAAAAAUAUUGUUAUAUUUUCCAUAUUAUCAUUUAUCACCAAUAUAAUGAAUUACAAUAGAAGUAAAAAGUUCCCUAAUUUUACUAAUUAA
Messenger RNA from Nomia melanderi (Alkali bee), 1032 nucleotides. Lineage: Eukaryota; Metazoa; Arthropoda; Insecta; Hymenoptera; Halictidae. The record is from RefSeq and is a predicted model, not a curated record.